AUGGUUUACACGGGAAAGCCUAGCCGGGGCUGUGGCAUGUGCAAGAGUCGCAGAAUAAAGUGCGACGAGAAACGACCGACAUGCGGCAAUUGCAAGAAGUCGGGGCGAGACUGCCCAGGCUACCCAGAUGAAUUCGACCUGGUCUUCCGUGAUGAAAACAAAGCAAUGGCACGAAAAGCGAGAAAAGUGUCAGGACCAACACCGACAAGCAGUACUACGGAUUCAACGAGUCCACGUAGUUCAUCACAUCUCUCACCAUCACCAAGCGCCGAAACAGUGCCGGGAGAACACUCCUUUCAAUUAAUCAGUACAACACAAAGGAAAUCAUCCGAUCCCAGCCAUGCUCAACAAAUUCUCGCACUUCCCAACUACACCACACCUCUACCAUUGGACCAAGACUUCAAUUUCGACACCUUUGUCUGGAACCUUGAAAAUGCCAUGCCACCCACGAUACACUUGGCACCGGAAUGCGAGGCCGUCCCAUUUUUCUUCAAAAACUUUAUCACAUUACCGCAACAGGCAGAAAGUACGAGAGGCUAUCUGGAAUGCCUCGUGCCACUAUACAAUCGCGCGCGACCGUCUUCGGUUUUACACCUAGUCACUACAGCCGUAGCAAUGGCAACCUGUGGACAAUAUCCAGGUAGACAGCAAUUGCUUCGUGAGGCAGUCUCAACAUACGGCAAAGCAAUUAAGAAGUUGAACGAGGAUUUGAAAGAUCCAAUCAUGUCGAAGAGCGACGAGACAGUACUCGCCAUUCUCAUGUUCUCUUUGUACGAAACUAUAAUGUCCACAGACGAUACAAUCACCGCAUGGGGUAACCACGUCGAUGGCGCUGUCGCCCUCACCAAACUACGCGGCACUGCACAAUUCGCUGACCCAAUGUCGCACGCCAUCUUCCGCGCCGUCCGCACAAUGAUGAUAACCUCGUGCGUCCAACGCUCCAAACCCAUCGACUCCUUUCCCAGUGAUGCAGGCUGGAUCGGCUCCGGCAGUCUAUCUGAAGAAAACGCAGCAAACCGGCUCACCUUGAUUUGCAUUGAUUUGCCCAAUCUUCGCGCACGAGCAAACUCACUAACGACCACGCCCUACACACCGGAACACGCCAGCGAAGCAGCCCAGAUCCUGUCGUUUGCGCAAACCGUCGAUGGCAACCUCGAAGAGUGGUACCGCACGCUACCGUCCGAGUGGAAACACCGCAUCAUCGGGGUAGUCAGCGAACGCAUAGCGCCCGAGGAUCUCGCGCUCGCGGAGAAGUGGCCAGGCGAACAACACGUGUACCACGAUGUACCGCUCGCAAGCGUCAUGAAUGACUAUCGCGUCUGUAGAAUUUUCUGCCGGAGGGUCAUCAUGGCUUGUGUGGAGUGGUUGAGUCUGGGUAGGGGUGCUGGGCUCGAGGACGGGGCCGUGUGGAGGGAUGAGGAUGGCGCGCGUGAACGCAGUGUUUGGGUGAUUCAACAGAUGGUGGAUGAGAUUAGCGCUUGUGUGCCUUUUCAUAUGAGUUAUGACCUUCAGCCUCUGGCCAAGGAAAUGGGCCAGGAGCAAAAUGCUGCAGAGGCCUUCGGCGGCUACUCCCUCGUCUGGCCCCUCUACGUCUCCGCAAACGCCGAAUCCGUACCCCAAGACCAGCGCGACUGGCUCUUUGGCCGUCUAUCCGUCAUCGGCACCAAAUUUGGACUCAGUAGUGCGCAGAUACUUGUCCUGGCUAGACGGCACGUCCUUACUUGUGGGCCGAUGUUUCCAUGA
Molecule: messenger RNA, 1743 nt
Organism: Plenodomus lingam JN3
Lineage: Eukaryota; Fungi; Ascomycota; Dothideomycetes; Pleosporales; Leptosphaeriaceae
Biological process (GO): regulation of DNA-templated transcription
Molecular function (GO): zinc ion binding; DNA-binding transcription factor activity, RNA polymerase II-specific
Source: RefSeq, a predicted model, not a curated record